AUGCCGACCUCUACCUUCAACAAGUCGUUCCCGACCAUCACCAAGAUCGAGACGUUCAUCCCGGCGGCCGGCGGCGACGGCGGCGACUACCACCGCCAGAAGGACGGUCACUGGAUCCUCGACGGCGGCAAGCCGCAUGCCGACAAGGCUGGCGUCAAGUGCGGCAUCUCGAACCCAAUGUCCGGCUGGGAGCAGUACCGCGAGAACCGCACGUCGUGGGGCAUCGACGUCCUCGGGUCGCUUGUCUGCAUCAUCACGGCGAGCGACGGCACCCAGGGCGUCUCGACCGGCUUCGGCGGGCCGCCGGCGUGCUGGCUCAUCGAGCAGCACUUUGCGCGCUUCGUCAUCGGGUCGGACCCGCGCGACACGAACCGCAUGUGGGACCAGAUGUUCAAGGCGUCGACCUUCUACGGCCGCAAGGGUUUGCCCGUCGCCGCCAUCAGCGUCGUCGACCUCGCCAUCUGGGACCUCCUCGGCAAGAUCCGCGGCGAGCCCGUCUACAAAAUGAUUGGCGGUCGGGCCAAGGACGGCAAGAUCCCGUUCUACCUCACCGGCCCCGAGCCGACUCACGCUCGCAAGAUGGGCUUCUGGGGGUCCAAGGUCGCCCUCCCGUACUCGCCUCGCGACGGCUUCGAUUUUGUGCGCCGCAACCUCGACUUCCUCCAGAAGCAUCGCGAGGACCUCGGCGACGACUUCCCCCUCAUGGUCGACUGCUACAUGUCGCUCGACGUGCACAGCGCGAUUCAGCUCGCGCAGGGCGCCAUCGACCGCAAGAUCGACAUCACCUGGUGGGAGGAGGUCCUGCACCCGGACGACUUUGACGGCCACAAGAUCCUCAAGGCCCGCCUCCCGCAGGUCAAGUGGACGACGGGCGAGCACGAGUACUCGCGGUACGGCUUCCGCCAGCUCAUCGAGGGCCGCUCGAUCGACAUGCUCCAGCCCGACGUUAUGUGGCUCGGCGGCCUCACCGAGUUGCUCAAGGUGUCGGCGAUGUGCUCGGCGUACGACAUCCCCGUCGUCCCUCACGGCUCGGGCCCCUACUCGUACCACUUUAUCCUCUCUCAGCCGCACUCUCCCUUCUGCGAGUACAUCGCCAACUCGGCCGACGGCAAGUCGAUCGCGCCGGUGUUCGGCAACCUGUUCCUCGACGAGCCCGUUCCUCACGGCGGCUCGAUCGACGUCGGCGACGCGCCGGGCUUUGGCCUCGAGCUCAACCCGGCCGCCGUCCUCAUCCCGAGCGCCCACUUCCUCGCGCCUAGCCCGGACAAGGGCCUGUCGCGCACCGACGACGAGCAGCGCGUCGCCAAGCUGCAGCAGCUGGCGGCGGUCAAGGCCAACGGCAUCAACGGCGUCAACGGCGGCGCGCACUGA
Molecule: messenger RNA, 1371 nt
Organism: Rhodotorula graminis WP1
Lineage: Eukaryota; Fungi; Basidiomycota; Microbotryomycetes; Sporidiobolales; Sporidiobolaceae
Exons: 7
Coding region: 1-1371 (456 amino acids)
Biological process (GO): carbohydrate catabolic process
Molecular function (GO): magnesium ion binding; hydro-lyase activity
Source: RefSeq, a predicted model, not a curated record